Molecule: messenger RNA, 2500 nt
Organism: Didymodactylos carnosus
Lineage: Eukaryota; Metazoa; Rotifera; Eurotatoria; Philodinida; Philodinidae
Source: the annotation of a GenBank genome assembly
CAAAUGCAUAAAAUAUGGUUGUAAAAAAUUGAGAACUAAACUGUAAACAUUCCAACGGAUAUCUUUGAAAACAUAGGUUGAAUCUGUGAUCCAUGGGCCUACAAAACGAACAGGAAAGUGAUCACUAAAUCGCAAUAAUAGAUGUCGAAAAUCUAUUUCAAACAAUAAUUCAUGAUAUUUAUGCUGCCAUUUCUCUAUGUCUCGUGGACACACACUAUCAAGGUAGAUAGAGAAAAGCGGGUAUCACCAAUUUUUCUUAUUAUUUCUUUACCCUGACUGAGUUUUACCACUUAAUUUCAGUUCAUAGUCGAAGAAACAGAUUCUACGCGCUACAUCACAAAGAUUCAUUGGGUGGCUGAGUCGGUGAAUGAUAGAGUUUGAAAUUCAUCGCUUCAAUAUCUACAUACUAAUCCCUACGUUUCUUCGUAGUCGAGCAAUCUACUGUUUUCACGAAAAAUUGACAUCAUUAUUCAUCUCACAGAGAAAUAGCAAAUAUAGAGAUAUUGAAUGGAAACAUUGUUAUGUGUCAGAUUAUUGCCACUAGACUGAUCGAAAACAAAAAUAUUUUUGUUUCAAAUAUUUUUAUUUCAAAACUAAUUUUGAGAUACCACGGGUUUUACCGGACGAGGUCUGCCGGAAAAACCUCUUCGGAAAAAUUUACUUUCUACAUAGGUAAAUGUCCACGAGCUGCUCUUUUCAACGGUGAAAACCGCAAAAUUAAUUCAUUGAUUUGUUCAAUUUUUGUUAGACCACAACUAGCCAUAUCAUCGCAUGCAAGAGCAAACAUUUCUCUACAAAAUGAGAGGCUGCGCAACUCUGAGUGAGGCUUUAUAGGCCACUUAUAACAAUUUUCGUGGAAGCCCUAAUAUCAGUUUUUAACUGCUGCAUGUCUAGAUGAGGCUGAGUCACAGAACUAGAAAUUUUUAAAAAGUUAUAAAGAAAGAGCGACUGUUAAAGUAGCAAUGCAAACGAAGAAAAUGGGUCGUUGUUCGACGAAAGGUACCCAUUAUUUUUUCAGAGCAGUCAUUGGUAAACCUGUUGUAUGUCGAGCGCAAAAACAGCAUAGGAGCUUCCGUAUGACUUUGUUUUGAAUUCGACCAGGUAUGCUUGAGAAACAAUAGAAAAUUCCGUUUUUGAGAAUACCGGCUCGUUUACACAAAAGCCAGUCUUUUCAAAACUAAGCAUCAUGGAAGACAAGAUCUAUAUUUGCUACCUCAAAGAACAAGAGAGAAAGAAACCGGAGCUGGCGUUGUAGUUGAGUUACGACCCUGUCCAAAAUUGUAUUGCAGACUUGUUUGCAAUCGCAAGGCAUCAAUGCUAACUUGAGUCCUGAAGCCUUAGAUCCGUUUUGAAAGGUAGCGACACUAGGUCUCACAGGUUUCAAGAGCCUCGAUAGUUGAUUUUUACUUUAGUUUUUGAGAAAAUAAAAAAUUUUCAAAAAGCAAGUUACAGAAAGUUUUUAUUGAGCAGAGUUCAGAUUGAUUUUUUAAAAUUCGUCCCAUAGAUUUUAUUUCAUCCCAGAACUGAAAUAUUUUUGAUACAAUGCAGACUCUUUUGAAAAUCGGGAAAAAGAUGUUUUAAUAAAACGGCAAAUUUUCUCGUAGGUUCAGAAUUUUGGUCAAAAACCGGUUUUUAUCCUUCUUUUUAAAGGAAACUCUUUCACGUGCCAUAGAAUAGUUUUUCAAUGUUAACAGACCCAUUUGCUUAAAACCUUCAGGACGAUGAUCAUAUAUUAAUUUUUAAGAUUGCGGUUUUCAGCAGACGAUAUUCUAUCUCAAGAAUUUCUGUUUUCUUCGUUCCGAGUUUGAUUUGUAAUGAUAAAAGAAAUUCCACCGAGGUAAGUUCAGUCAGCCAUGCUUUUUCACCACGAUCCCUAUGCAUUGAAAACCAUUUGCAGCUAACAUCGAUCUCUGCCUCCGAUCCGAUUUCGCUGAUUUUGCAGAGUUAUAAACUAUAAGUGACUUGUUUUAAGUAAUCUUUCAAAAGAAAAUCGCAACCAAUUAUUCUUUGUAUCCUUCUAAAAGGUCCCAAAUGGUUACAUGUUUAUUUAUCAUCCCCAAAACAAAUGCUUGAGCAAUGUAUAUUCUUAGCUGAGCAAAAUUCAUUUAAAGCUAUUGUUGUUACAUGUGAUCGAAUUCGAUCAAUUUAUCGACCAACGUUUAUUCAAGCUGUUGAUCGUAAACAAGAUAAAAUUUUAGAGGAAUUAUUGGUAACGCCUCAUGACGGGAGUAAACUAUUAAAAGAUAAUCAAAUAUUAGAUGAACGUACACCAGAUGAAAAUUUAACGUGGAAGAAAUUUCAAUGUAAUCAUGGUGGUCGACAAGUGGAUACAGGAUUACCAGCUAUUGAAUGUUUGAAAGAUAUUGUAGAUUUUGUUAAUGGUCGUUGUGAAAUAUUUAUCGACAGUGGUAUACGAACGGGAACAGAUAUUUUAAAAUGCUUGGCUUUGGGUGCUAAAGGUGUUCUAAUUGGUCGUCCUAUUUUGUAUGGUUUAGCAUGA